AUGGGUAAGCGUAAGAACAAGGAAACUAUUGAACAAAUAGUUAAAAAGCUGAGAACUGAUAAAGAACAGUCGAAUGACAACGAGGGGGAAGCCAGCAGUAAGACUCAUGAGGUCGAUCCGACUCAGGAGUCUAUAUCCUCCUCGGACUCAGAGCAUGAACUGCCUGAACAAACAGAGGAUGACGGAAAGGCCGAUGAGGCAAAAGACGACAAGGAGAACGAAGCUGUAUUGAGUGAAGAGGAGGACUUACCUGAAGAGCUGGCAAACAUUUUGGGUGAAGAUCCAUCUAAGCUAAAAGCGUUCGAAGCUCCAAAAAUUAACACGGCAAUUGAAGCAAAAUUGUCUGCAAGUGCAAAGAAACGCGACACCUUCCGGGUAGAAGCGCAGAAUUCGAUCGGUUCGGCUGUGAUGGCGGUUGGAGCGGUGGCGUCGACUCUUAUAUCGGAGACAGAAAGCAUCGAUCCUAGCUGA
Cotesia congregata is the source of this 471-nucleotide messenger RNA. The record is from the annotation of a GenBank genome assembly. NCBI's taxonomy places the organism in Eukaryota, Metazoa, Arthropoda, Insecta, Hymenoptera, Braconidae.